AUGGCUGACGGGGCCAAAACCGCGUCAGGUGGCUCCACAGCUGGUUCUGUGAAAUCCAAAGUGGGAGUGGUACUGAGCAAGCUGCGGGUGUCCGUGGAGUUGCUCAUCACUCUGGCUGCCUUCUUGUCCUGGCUGGUGGUGGGCGUGGUCAUGUUUGACUUUGUGGAGUACAAUGCAGUACCUGACAUUCAGCAGGUGGUGUCAGACCCGGUCCAAGCCAUGCAUGAUGCAGUGGAGGAGGUGUCCAGUCUGGUCAACAAGUUCCAAGAAUGUGCGCCUGACCUAAGUGACCCCAUGUCUGCAGCCGCGUACGCGGUGGAGGAAAUAGCGGAAGCAAAAGAUGGAUUUGUGCAAUACUUGUCAGACGAAGAAGGAAACUUCUACCUGAGCUAUGUUGACCCGGUGGUCUUUGGCAGAAGACUUUUCCAUUCAACCGACGACUGCGUGUGCGGCGUGAUGGCGUCCAUCAGGGACGCUCUGUGUGCCGCCGUGGACGCCGCAUGGGCCACCGUAUCCUACUUAAAAACAGGAACAAUGGACAUGAGCUUCAUGGAUCCAGUGGCGUUAGGCCGAGGCGUCUUCUUCGGCAUCAACGACUUCAUGUGUGGUUGGAUGACCUCCAUCCAGAAGUUCUUCUGCCGCAUCUUGGACUCUUUUCUGGAUCUCAUUAAAGGAACUGUUGACCUCAGUGUUUUGGACCCUGUGGCGUUUGGUAGAAACGUCAUCAUGGCCACGAACGACACCUUCACUAAAGUCUCCAGCAGCCUCCAGGAAGUGAUGGAUGCUGUUACAGACAGCGUUGGCAACAUCAUCAAAGGAACUACGGACUUGAGCUUCAUUAACCCGGUGGUGAUUGGCAGAAAUAUCUUCAGUAUCUUUAACAAGUUUGUGAGUGGAACAUUCGCACAUCUCCAGGAUGUGUUGUGUUCCACUGCGGACGUGACGCUGGACGCCAUUAAAGACAUCCAGGAAAAAGUUGCAUUCAGCCCCUCUGCGGCGCUAAAGAGGACCGUGGAAAUUGUCGUAGAGCAGUACCACAUGCUGGUCGACGCCAUUGCUGCCUUGCUCAUAGGCGAACAAGGAAUCUUGCCCGAUGUGGCCUUUAACCCGAUGAAAGUGAUGGAAGACGCCAUGUUGGAUCUGACGGAAAAGAAGGACGUGUUAGUGGCGUAUUUGUCCGGCAUGAUUGUGGCGGAUCAAGGAGAAUCUGUGGCUUCACCGGCUGUCAGCGUCAUUCCUGAAAAAGUUGAAAGUGUGGCAUCCCACUCUGAGAGACAUAUGGUCAGGCGCAAAGGUGAAUUUCUGCCAUCAUAUGUAAAAGUUGCAGAGAUGAUGAUCGCCGCUAAAGACACAGAAGACAACAAAAAAGCAGCGAAGGAAGCGCCAGCAUCACCGGGAGAGGAGAUAGAGGAGAAGGACACGGGAAAAGAUGAAGGGGAGGAGCAAGAAAAAGAUGACGUUGACGAAGUAACAGAAGAGCAGAUGAAUAAAGAAAGAUAUGAAGAAGAAAUUGUGACAAAAGAGGAGAAGACCAAAGAUGCUCAAGUUCUAGUAGUGGAGGAGGAGUCAAGAGAUGAAGAGGAUACAACAUUAGAUGAAGACAAUGUGGAGGAGACAACAAAUAAAGGUGAUGAUGAGGAGAAGGAAGCAGAGACAAUUUUAGAUGAUGAUGCGAUGGAAGAUGAAGAGACUACAAAAUUAGAGGAGAACAUGAUAAUGUUAGUUGAGGAGUCGACAUUAGAUAACGAUGACACCACAACUGUAGAUGACAACGAGGAGGAAGUGGAGACAACAUCUGAAGAAAGGGAGGAGGGAGAAAACACCACCACUAUUAAAGAUGACGAUGAGGAGCAAAAAGAAGAUGAGGAGACAACAUUAGAUGAGGAGGAGGAAAAUGAGGAGACCACAACUGAAGAUGACUCUAAGGAGGUAGUGGACACAACCAUAGAGGACGAGGUGGAGGAAGACACAACCACAAUUGAAGUUGAGGAGACCACAACUGAAAAUAAUGAGGAAGAGGAGGAGAUAACAUUAGAUAAGGAGGAAGAUGAGGAGAUCACAACUGAAGAUGACAGUAAGGAGGAAGAGGAGACAACUGAAGAGGGGGAGGAGGGAGAAGACACCACCACAAUUAAAGAUGACGAUGAGCAGGAAGAGGAGGAAACAGCAGAUGAGGAAGAAGAAGAAACAACAUUAGAUCAAGAGGAAGACGAGGAGACUACAACUGAAGAAGACAAUGAGGAAGAAGAGAUGACAACAACUGAAGAGGAGGAGGGAGAAGACACCACCACAAUUAAAGAUGACGAUGAUGAGGAGGAGGAGGAAGCAACAACUGAAGACGAUGAUGAAGAGGAAGAUGAGGACACAAUAGGAGUAGAUCAUGUGGAGGACACCACAACUAAAAACGAUGAGGGUGAGGAAGAGGAGGUCGAGACCACAACUUUAAAACAUGUGAAAGAGGACCAAAAGGAGGAGACCAUGUUAGAUGGGGAGGAGGAGGAGGAAGAUGUGGGGACAACACUAGAUAUUGGUAUGGAGAAGGAGGAGGAGGCAACAUCACUAGAUGAUGAUAUUGAGGAGGAGGAGGAGACAACUGAAGAUGGGGACAAGGAUGAGGAGCUGACAACAGAUGAGGAGGAGGGGGAGGAGGAAGAAGAAAAGGAGACAACAACAGAAGAUGAAGAUAAAGAGGAGCCUACAACAAUAUUAGACGACGAAGAUGAGGAGAAGCAUAAGGAGACAACAAUAACAGUGGAUGAAGAGGAAGAGGAAUCCACAACAAUAUUAGACAACGAAGAUGAGAAAACAACCAUAACAGCAGAUGAAGAUGAAGAUGAAAAGGAGUCCACAACAAUAUUAGAUGAAGAGGAUAAGCAUGAGGAGACAACAACAGUAGAUGAAGAUGAGAAGGAGUCCACAACAAUAUUAGAUGAAGAGGAUAAGCAUGAGGAGACAACAACAGUAGAUGAAGAGGAGGAGACUUUCAUUAAUAAUGAAGUUCAUGUAGAUGAAGAUGAGGUGGAGUCUUCAGUACACCAAGUUGAAACUACAUCUGAUGAAAGUAACCACAGCUUAACAUCUGAUGAUGAUGAUGAUGAUGAUGAAGAAAGAGUGAGUUUAUCAGCAGUGUAUGACCUAAAUACAAACAGCGACAGGAUGGAUGACGGCCAUGACAACAAGAAGAAGAAGAAGAGUGAAAGUGGGAGCGUGGAGCCUGUAGGAAGAAGGAAAGAUCUCAGCAAACGUGACAAAGUCGUGGAAGAAGCAGAGAAAAGAGAGGCACUUAAAGAAGUUAAAGAUAGACUUAAAGAUCUUUUAAAAGACAAGAAAAAGGACGCAGAACAUGAGGAAUCAGUCAAAAACAAAACAACAAGAGAAGAAAAGCCAAAAGAGAAGGUCAAACCUACCUUGACUACGCUUCUUGAGCAAAAAACGGACAAAUCCAAAGAACAAACGCUGGAGAAGAAGCCACCAAAGGAGCCUCAAGUUAAAGCAAAGUCCAUCAAAGACAAAACAGAUAUUAAAAAGCCUUUUGAGGAGGUCUCCAGAGUUAAGAAGCUGGGAAUUAAGAGAACAGCCACAGACGACAGAAAGUAUUCAAAGGAUCUGAGGAAACCUACCAAAGAAGAGAAAAGAGAGAAAGAACCGGAUUUUAAAAAUCAAACCAAGAAAGAGGAGGCAAAACCUCUCAAAGAACCUUUUAGAAAGGAGAAUGAAGUCAGGAAAACUCUGAAAGAAGAGAAUGGGGUAUUGGAAACUCCUAAGGACAAGAUAGAUAAUACGGUAAAAGAAGACAAAAAAACACUCAAAUCCCAGAAAGAGGUCAAGAAACCUGACAAAGAACAACGAAAAACUGAAGAACCAUCCAAAGAAAAAGCCAAGAUAGAGGUCAGGAAAUCACUUAAAGAAGAGCAAGAUGUUGAAGAACCACCUAAGGAAGAAGCCAAAGAGGCAAAAGUGAUCAGGAAACCUAACAGAAAACUGAGUCCCACCAAGAGAUUACUCAAAGAAGAAGACAAGAAAUCAUUGAUUGUUAAAGAAGCCAAAAAAAUGUAUUCAGAAGUUGAGAAAGCUCCUAAAGAGGAGAAUGUCACAAUGCAACAUCCUAAAACAGAAAUCAAAGACAAGAAACUUCUCAAAGUGGGGAAAACAAUCAAGAAAACCGUCAAACCAUCAACAGUUGAAAAAGAAGAUCAGAAACUUAAUUUGGGAGAAGUCAAGAAAGCUCCGGGAAAAGAGAAAGUCAUGAAAGAACAUCCCAAAGACGAAAAAGAACUCAAGACACUUGUCAAACCAGAAAGAAAAAUGAAUGUCACGUCUAAAGAAACAACGAAACCCCAAGAUGACAUUAAAAAAGUCAAGAAAUCUCCCAAAGACGAAAAACAACUCAAGAAACUUGUCAAACCAGAGAGAAAAAUGAAUGUCACGUCUAAAGAAACAACAAAACCCCAAGAUGACAUUAAAAAAGUCAAGAAAUCUCCCAAAGACGAAAAACAACUCAGGAAACUUGUCAAACCAGAGAGAAAAAUGAAUGGCACGUCUAAAGAAACAAAGAAACCCCAAGAUGACAUAAAAAAAGUCAAGAAAUCUACCAAAGACGAAAAAGAAAUCAAGAAACUUGUCAAACCAGAGAGAAAAAUGAAUGUCACGUCUAAUGAAACAAAGAAAACCCAAGAUGACAUUAAAAAAGUCAAGAAAUCUCUCAAAGAUGAGAAGGAAAUCAAGAAACUAGUCAAACCAGAGAGAGAAACAAAUGUAUCGUUUACAGAACCAGUGAGACCAUCAGUAUACCUGAAAGAAGUCAAGAAAUAUUCCAAAGUCAAGAGAGAUGCCAUACGGGAUAUAAUGAUUACAAGACUUUUGAAAGUAGAAGCCAAGGAACUUACAGAAAAGGAGGAGACAGAACCUAAGAAAGCCACCAAAGACAAGAGAGAACAACAUAAACCUCAUGAGAAAGAGAGUGUCAUCAGAAGCACUUCCAAAGUAGAUAAAGAAGUUCUCAAGAAACCUCAUAUAGAAGACAAAGCAGUAAAUGAAAUUACCAAAGAAAAGGACGACACCAGGAAACAGCUUAAAGAACAGAAACCAAAGACAGCACAUAAAAAGGCCCCCACUCUGGAGAAGGAGAAGACGCCUCAUGAAGCCCCAUUUCAGGUGAAAGAAAAGAAAAAGCCUCUUAAAGAAGAGAAGAUUCAACCUGAAGAAGAAAAGAUUAUAGUCAAAGAAGAGGGGAAACAUCCUAAAGAAAAGAUACCACUAAUAGAAGAGGAGAUCCAACCUAAAGAGGAGAAGAUUCAACCAAAAGAAGAGAAGAAACCUUCUAAGGAGAAGAUUCAAUCCAAACAGGAGAAGAAAGCUCCUAAAGAGAUGAAAAUUCAACCCAGAGAAGAAAGACAUCUCAAAGAGGAAAAAACGCAAUCUAACGAACAGAAGAGAAAGACUCCAGUCAAAGAAAAGAUGAUCCCAUCCAAACAGGAGAUGAAACCACAUCAAGAAGAGAAACCUCUUAAAAAAGAGAAGAUUCAACCUAAAGAAGAAAAUAUUCUAGUCAAAGAAGAGGGGAAGCAUCCUAAAGAGAAGAUACCACCAAAAGAAGAGGAGAUCCAACCUAAAGAGGAAAAGAUUCAACCCAAAGAAGAGAAGAAACCUUCUAAGGAAAAGAUUCAAUCCAAACAGGAGAAGCAAGCUCCUAAAGAAGAGAAGAAACCUCUUAAAGAGGUGAAAAUUCCACCCAAAGAAGAGAGAUCUCUCAAAGAGGAAAAAACGCAAUCUAACGAACAGAAGAGAAAGACUCCAGUCAAAGAAAAGAUGAUCCCAUCCAAACAGGAGAUGAAAACACAUCAAGAAGAGAAACCUCUUAAAGAAGAGAAGAUUCAACCUAAAGAAGAAAAUAUUCUAGUCAAAGAAGAGGGGAAGCAUCCUAAAGAGAAGAUACCACCAAAAGAAGAGGAGAUCCAACCUAAAGAGGAGAAGAUCCAACCCAAAGAAGAGAAGAAACCUUCUAACGGGAAGAUUCAAUCCAAACAGGAGAAGAAAGCUCCUAAAGAAGAGAAGAAACCUCCUAAAGAGGAGAAAAUUCUACCCAUAGAAGAGAGACCUCUUAAAGAGGAAAAAAUGCAAUCUAACCGACAGAAGAGAAUAAGUCCAGUCAAAGAAAAUACGAUCCCAUCCAAAGAGGAGAUAAAACCACAUCAAGAAGAGAAACCUCUUAAAGAAGAAAAGAAGAUUCCACCCAAAGACAAAGAGGUUACAAAAGCCCCCAAAGAAGAUAAAGAACAAAAGAAACUCCCCAAAGAAGAGGGGGAAGAUAAAGUAAUGGAGAAGAAACCUUCCAUCAAGAAAGUAAAAAUAAUCAAGAAACCAAUAAAAGAUGCUGCAGAAUUAAGAAGACCAUCUAAAGAAGUCAGACAGCCCUUGAGAGAGAAGAUACUGACAGAAUCUUCAAAGCAUGAGAAGAAAGACAAAGAAAAGGAAGGACCUGAACAGAAGACACCCACAGAGGAGAAGGAAACCCCCAAGAAGCUUUCAAUGGAAGAAACCCCACAUGAAACAAAGACAGUAUCAUCAAAGAUCCCCAAAGACGUUGCUGAACCCGUCAAAUCUUUCAGGACUCACGGACUUGUCAAAAUGCAUCUCCAAGAGGAGAAGGAAGAACUAGCUGAGACUGCUUCAAAAGACCAACCUGAAGAAACAUCAGAGAAGACCAUAGACAAAAAAGGACUGAAGAUCCUCAAAGAAAGAAAACAACCAGAAAAAGAUGAAAAGAGAGAGAUCAUUUCCAAAGGACUGCAGAAGAUAAUCAAACAAGAAUCAGAGGAACCCUUAAAGAAAGAAAAGCAUGUUUUAAAACAAUCUAAGAAGGACGGAAAAGACAGUGAACAGAAGAAGCUGUCCAGGGUGGUCUCUGAAGAAGUGAAAGUGAUCGCCAAAGAGAAAACAAGGACCAUAGUCAAAGACGUGAAAGAGGACAGGAAGAGUUCUACGGAAGAAGCUGUGAAGACAGCCACAAGAACCACAAAGACUGAGAAGACCAGAAUGUCCAUCAUGACGAAGGAACAUGUUAAUGCUACUAAAGCUGCUGAUGUGCCCAAGAGACCUAUAAGUUUGGUAAGGGUCACCAAAAAGCAGAUAGCCCCCAUCUUGAAAAAGGAACAAAAGAAUGCAACCAAAAUAGAGGCCCCAAAGGUUCCUAAGGUGACGGCCAAACCAGAAGCUGCAAAGAAAGAGGUGCCAAACGAAAAAGUUGCAGCAGCUCCUGCCAAGAAAGCGGCUCCGAAGACAAAGCUCAAACCGGUCAUCAGGAAAAAAGUAUUGGCAGAACAAGAGAGUCCUGCAAGAAACGCCUCCCUGCUGAAGGAGAGAGUCAAAAUAGUGCCAAUGAAGAAAGCUGCAGUUGUCACAAGGCCCAUAAAGAAGGUCACGGAUGUUACCCCUAAGACUCCUGCUGAAGCAGUCGCAGUAAAGGGAAAAGCAGUUGUGCCAAGAAAAGAUGGAGUAGCCGCACAUAAAAAUGCUUCUCUAACCAAAGAGAAGGUGAAAGUGGUGCCACUGAAGAAAGAACCAGACGCUGCAAAGGAAAAGGCCAAAGCAGCUGAUGAAAAGAAAGUGUCCUCUGAAGCCGAAGCUGACACAAAGAGGGGAAAGGCCACAUCUCUUCUAAAAACUAAAAUGCAAGAGCCUUCAAAAGAAAAUAUCAAGCCUGCAGCGGUGAAAAAAGAUACUGAGCUUGCAAAGGAGGCAAAAGUAGCAAAGAAAGAGGCUAAGCGUGCAAAAGAAGUCAAGGCAGAAACGAAAGAGCCUGAUCUUGCAAAGGAGGCCAAAACAGCUGCAGCAAAAAAAGUGGUGCAGAAGGCAACCAAAGACGAAAAAUCGAAAGAAGACAGAGUUCUUAAAGAGAUACAGGAGCCGGUGAAAAAAAAUAAAUCUGCAAAAGAGGAGCAGGCAAAAGUCGACUCGGAGGAAUUUCUGAUGGAGGACGAGCUGCCCUACUUUCAGUGUUUCUUCGUGGACGAGGACGAGGCCCAGUUUCCCUUUUACGCCUUUUCGCCUCUGCAGAUUUAAAAAGCGGACAAUGAGAAGGCCAACGCCACGCAGGAUUGUGGGCCAUUUGGAAUGGGUUUUUGAUUUCAGGUUUGGUUGAGCUCUCGUACCAAAUAUGUACAACCAAUGUCAUUCCUUUUUUUUUUACAGUUUUGUUUUAAAUUAUUUAAUUCUUAAUGACUAUAAUUGUAUUUGAUCUUCACUUAAUUGUAUUUACAUUUUUUUGAAUUUAAAUUGAUUUAUUCAUUCUGUACUCAUAUUUUCACAUCGAACAUCAAAUAUAUUGUAUUUCCACAAAACUGUUGAACAAAUACAUGAAUGCCUCAGAGCAGACAUGGCAUCUGUAAAGCCGAAGUUUACAUUGCCCGGCCCCUAUUGGAGAAAAUACAGUAUUUGUUGUUUUUUCCCCGUAUUUAUCUGAAUGUUUGUUUUGUUUUCACCCAAAAACACGUAUUUAAACAACAGUUACAGUCACACACACACACGUGCUGUCAGUUUUGUUACUUUACCGUCAUAAGGAAUGACUGUACAUGUACUAUGUAGUAUUUGAGAGCUCCCAAAUAUGAUGGGAAAAAAACUAGCUAUAGAAACAUUGGCAUUUAAUGUCUUAUUAAAAUCUAGACGCCAAUGUUAAUGCUGGCGACUAACUAAAAAUGAACUAUUUUUAGUUAAGUUCCUUCCUAAAUAAAUGAUAAAUGGGUUAUACUUGUAUAGCGCUUUUCUACCUUCAAGGUACUCAAAGCACUUUGACAGUAUUUCCACAUUCACCCAUUCACACACUGAUGGCGGGAGCUGCCAUGCAAGGCGCUAACCAGCAGCCAUCAGGAGCAAGGGUGAAGUGUCUUGCCCAAGGACACAACGGACGUGACUAGGAUGGUAGAAGACCAACUAUGCACUACUGAUGUAUAUUACAAUAAGAUCUAAUAAAAAGAUGUCAAUACUUGAUGAGCGACGCACAAUUCUGAACUUCAUUCAGAUUUGCCUUCUUUUAGGCAAGCAUCAGAAAUGAGGCCUGAAUACUGACAAAGACGUGUUGAAUACAUUUUACUGUCACCGCACAUCAUGUGAUGGCACUCCAGCUGUGAUUUUGUGGCGGCGGGUGCAUUGUAUGUCCCAGGCCAGACCGCACCAGCUGUUGUUUAUGAAGCUUUUCUAUUGUACUUCCAAAUGCUACCGAAUGGAUGACAGUUAAUGUUAAUCCUAAAUUGACACACACAUAAUGGAAAUCCACUUAUCUCUUUUUGGAAAAAAAACCCCACACAUUUUGUGUAAACGAAGCACUCAAGCAGGCUCAGGCUUGUAUGGGUUUUUUUUCCAGAGGAAUACUAGUGCACACUUUGCACUUACUGUAUGACAGAAAAUGAAGGUAUUUCAUUAAAUAUGUUUAUAUUGUUUGAAAUCUGCAUGUGUGUUUAUUUAUGCUCUAAAAAUGUCAAAUGACAAAAGUGUAGAAAACAAAGUGAUUGUAAAUAGAACACUACUGUUGGUAAUA
Entelurus aequoreus (snake pipefish) is the source of this 9532-nucleotide messenger RNA. Its product is annotated as titin-like. The transcript is spliced from 37 exons. NCBI's taxonomy places the organism in Eukaryota, Metazoa, Chordata, Actinopteri, Syngnathiformes, Syngnathidae. The record is from RefSeq and is a predicted model, not a curated record. Bases 1 to 8061 code for a protein of 2686 amino acids.